GUCCUUUCGGAUCAUGUGUGGCUGGGUGACGGAAGUCCUGGAGUAGAAUAAAAUCUCUUCAAUACUCCAUGUCCUCCAGGAAGUAAAACGUUAGUUUCCCAAGCAGGUCUUGGGCGCCUCUCGCUUGCCUGUGUUAACAGGUUUUGAAAGUGCCCGGACACUGUCCUCUCCAUUCAGCCAUCAGGGUUCGUUCCUCUGCCUUUAUGACUAUUAUUUUCCCAGUUCUCCUCCUUCCUCCCUCAUCUUCUCUUCCCUCCCGUGGUCUUCCGUGUUUUGUUUAGCAGUGCGGCUUACCUCGGAACUUGGCAAGGAAAGAAAAGAAAAGAAGGUAGCUCUGAGCGGGGUAGGUGGAGGGAGGGGUAAGUAAUAAUCCACCGCCCCCCUGCAACUGAGUUCUCCAGUUUCUGUUCCAGCCGCAGCAGCUUUGCUGCCAAAAUCGCUUUGCUAUUCGAGAUAGCCAGCAGAGGGAAUCGGAACUUUGCUUGCAGCAGGGGUUGAAGCCGCCUUUUUUUUUUCUUGGAGGAAAUACUGCAGCCUUCUGGACUGCGUACGCCGCUCCCUGGAGAGGCUCUCUCGGUUCCACCCACUGGCUGCAAGGAGGGGAAGUGAAUGAAAGGGCAGGACAAGCCCCGAACACCAUGUCACUCUGGGAGGGAGACAGCAGCGACUAAGCUGUGCACGGUUUUCUUUUUUUUUUCUUUUCUUUUUCUUUCUUUUUUUUCUUUUCCCUUUCUUUUCCUUCUCUUUCUUUCUUUCUUUUUGUUUUCCUUCUCUUUUUCUUUAAGAUUGGGAAAGAGACAAACAGGAGAGAGGAAGCUGAUCUGCAAGGAUUUGGAGUUGUGCUAAAAGGACUUUGAUUUUUUUCCCCCUCUACAAACGCUGGCAAUUGACAUCAUUACAGACAGCCUGGUUAGAGAGCAAACUGCCUCAUCCCAAGUGGACCCUGGCAGCUGGGAGAAGCUUGCAAGAUCCGAGGAGGCUGUCUGGCUGGGGUUUUUUUUGUUGUUUUUUAUGUUUUUUGUUUUUUUCUACAGAGCCCACUCUUCACCUUCUUUUCUGGCGUGUGUUUUUGUUUUGUUUUGCUUUUUGAAUUCUUGCCGUGUUGGAACUAGCGAGUGGUGGAGUCUCUGAAGCCUCAUCAGUCACCGGGACUGUCAGGAAUAGUGGUUUCAGAGGAAGCUCGGCCUGGGGCACUAUACCCUGUCAUCCAGUUCCCUGCUCGGAGAUAAAGAUUCCAGCUACAUGGGCAAACGCCUGGACCAGCCACAAAUGUACCCCCAGUACACUUACUACUAUCCUCAUUAUCUCCAGACCAAGCAGUCCUAUGCACCAGCUCCCCACCCCAUGGCUCCUCCCAGCCCCAGCACAAACAGCAGCAGCAACAACAGCAGCAGCAACAGCAGCGGGGAACAGUUGAGUAAAACCAACCUGUACAUUCGAGGCCUUCCACCAGGCACUACUGACCAGGACCUAAUCAAGCUGUGCCAACCGUAUGGAAAAAUUGUAUCCACAAAGGCAAUUCUUGACAAAAAUACAAAUCAAUGCAAAGGUUAUGGUUUUGUAGAUUUUGACAGUCCCGCAGCUGCACAGAAAGCAGUAGCAUCUCUCAAAGCAAAUGGCGUGCAGGCACAGAUGGCCAAGCAACAAGAGCAAGACCCAACUAAUCUAUACAUCUCAAAUCUCCCAAUUUCUAUGGAUGAGCAGGAACUGGAGAAUAUGCUCAAACCAUUCGGACAUGUCAUUUCCACACGAAUACUAAGAGAUGCCAAUGGAGUCAGCAGAGGUGUUGGCUUUGCCAGAAUGGAGUCUACUGAAAAAUGUGAAGUGGUAAUUCAACAUUUUAAUGGAAAAUAUCUGAAAACACCACCAGGUAUCCCAGCCCCCAGUGAACCAUUACUGUGCAAAUUUGCUGAUGGAGGACAAAAGAAACGGCAAAAUCAAAGCAAAUAUACCCAGAAUGGGAGGCCUUGGCCCAGGGAAGGAGAGGCUGGCAUGGCUCUGACCUAUGACCCCACAGCUGCCAUACAGAAUGGAUUUUAUUCUUCACCGUACAGUAUUGCAACCAACCGCAUGAUUCCACAGACAUCUAUCACGCCAUUCAUUGCUGCUUCCCCUGUCUCCACAUACCAGGUCCAGAGUACUUCAUGGAUGCCUCAUCCGCCAUACGUUAUGCAACCAACAGGUGCUGUGAUUACACCAACAAUGGACCAUCCCAUGUCAAUGCAGCCAACAAAUAUGAUGGGUCCCCUGACACAGCAGAUGAAUCACCUUUCAUUGGGCACAACAGGAACGAUUCAAUCCCAAGACAGGAUUAUGAUACUCCACCAGCUGUUGUGUCAGUAUAUGACUGCUGCUGCUCCUAUGCAAGGGACCUACAUUCCCCAGUACACGCCUGUGCCUCCAACAGCUGUUUCUAUUGAAGGUGUUGUUGCUGAUACCUCUCCCCAGGCAGUGGCACCUUCAUCCCAGGACACCAGUGGUCAGCAGCAACAGAUAGCAGUGGACACGUCCAGUGAACAUGCACCUGCAUAUUCUUACCAACAGUCUAAACCAUAAACAGAACAGAAGAAUGUCCGUCUGAAAUUUUGCCUUGAAUGAAGAAACUUCACUGAACAGGAAGUUAGUUGGCUUCCAGUUUGCACAGGCGUCAAUGGAAGGCUUUUUUUUAUUUUAUAUUUUACUCAGUGAAACAAAGUUUUUAUGUGCUGUGCAAAUGGUUCCUUCAUGUGGUCUGACAGUUUAUUUUUGCCACCCUUUAAUUUUUUUUACUUAAAGGAAAAGAAAUCCCAGAAGAGGAGGGGAAAAACAUCAAAGGUUGACAUUAUAUCUGGAAGAGCAUUUGAAUUCAAAAUUUACCUGACAGUGUAAAUAGAUUUUCUUUCUUUCUUAUUCUUUUUUUUUUUAAAGUGGAAAAUCUCAUGUCAAGAGACGAGCAAACCAAAAUGAAGGCAAAUGGUCUUCCUCAGUAAUUAAGCUACUCUUUCUCUUUUUCCCUUCCUGUUUAAACCUAGUGGGGUUUUUUUAAUUUUAUUUUUUCUUAGAAAUAUUUAGGUAAGGUUUAUCUUGAAUCUUAAUUGCCUUAAUUUUAAGGACGUCAAAGGCUCUCAAGGCAAGCUGUCAACGUCUUGUUAAAAAAAAAAAUUCAAGAAAGAAUUGAAAUAUUGUGCCAGCUUUAACUGGUACAGAAGUUUAAGACUACGAGUUUUUAGGGUGAAAAAAACUGUACAGUUUAAAAGAAAAUGUUUUUCUUCAUUUGAAGAAAAUUUGUUGAUAAAAGAAACCAUGGCAACUGCAAGAAUUGGGAAAUGCUGGGACUUUUCAUGAACUUUGUCUUAAGUGUUGACACAAAUCAUUCUAGAAGGCUAAAACAUUUUACAGUAAAGUUAUUAAUGUUGGUUUAAAAACAACUGCAUUAGAAAUAAUGCGUGUUUGGGGGCAGAAUGCAGAUUUUUUUAUUUACAAAGCGUGAUUGCUAGCAAAAGCAUUAGUGCUUUUUAUCUGCAGUCUUUUUUAUGAGCUUUACAAAGUUUUUAGUCAGCUUUGCUUGUCACAUUACAAAACUUAGCUUAAGAGCAUUAAAAACAAAACAAAAAAAACAUAAGUAGAUAGGAGCUUAUGGUCAAAAAGUGCAAAAAAAAAAAAAACAAAAAAAGCAAUAGAUAGAGAAAUUGUUGACAAUUUCUGUAGUCUUUCCUAGUUGUGAUCAAAUUCAGCCUAUGGAUGGCCUAUUUUAUACCAAAGAUGAAGUGACACCCUAUUACAGUCCAGAAGAUAGAGAUUUGUUUUGUUUCUUUUCUUUUCUUUAAAAUUUUAUUUGACCUACAAUGGCCGGACCAGUUCUUACUUUGUUGUCUGUUUAAACUACCUUCCACUGGUGUUUAACAUACCACACACAAAAAAUAUUUUUUAAAUGUAUAUUUGUUGAUAGUAGAAGCUCACACCGGCUGUGUUCAGCAAUCCCAGCAUGAAGAGGUCUGGAUACCAAUUAACAGAGCCAAGAAGCUUUUAAUUUUGUGAGCUUUUCUGGUUCCUUGCUAGCUCUCUUCAAUAGGAUGCCUGUGUUGAUGGCCUCCAAUAGCCAGACACUUGUUAAAGAGUGGAUUUCCUUUCUGUGGAUUUUGAACUAAAGAUACUUCCUGAACAUGGCCUGAAAGGUCUCUGAAAUGUCAUUUGUCAGAAAAGCUUAGUGGUAUUGUGUGAAAUGGUGAGUGGUCUCCUACAAAGAUCUCAUGAUAUUUCGCACAAUCGUCUUCCUUCUAAAUUCCAACACCACCCAGUUUCAUCUUCUCACCUCAGUCCUGUCAUCAACAACCAUGAAUGGCCACCUUGACUCUGCAUUUGGGGAGUGGGUGUCUCCUUUUUGUCUCUUUUCAUGGUAUUUUCAUAUCUUGGUCUUGCCAGAAAGAAAGUAAAUAUACUUUUUUUAUUUCUGUUUAAUUUUCUGAGGCAAGAAGUCCCAAUAAUAUUGAGGAUUCUCAUAGUGAAAUUUAGGAAAGCUCUUAAAAUGCUAGUUGACAAUCAAGAAAUUGUAUGAUUUAUUUCAAUAAGUACCAAAAGGCCUAGAUUUGAUCAAUCAUUAAAGCCAAAGGAGAUAUUUGCAUAUAGAAAAAUGCAAAAUUUUAUCUACAAUUAUUAAAUUGACUUACCUAGAAAACAUCUUUACAUUUUUGAUUUAUCAAGUCAACAUUCAACCUAUACAGUUUAACCUGAAAUUGAAGAAAAUGAAACAGAAUUUUGUUAAUUGGACUACUCACUACAAGUACAUUGUGGUCAAAUCAUUUGAAUCACAAAAAUGAAACUGUUCUCACAAACUAAGUAAGUCACAGGAACUUAACUUGGUCCCGAUGGAAGAGGUAAAUGUAUUAAGUGCACUAUGAAUGAAAACAGGGUAGGCUUUUAAAAACUAAAAAAUAUAAAAAUAUAAAAGGUAAAUCAUAUUCUCAUUAGGGCAGUAUGAAUAAGGAGUUUGACUCAAUGAAAGUGCAAAUAAUCCACUGUUUAAAUAGAUCCUGGUUCUCUUAUUUGCAAGCCCAUGAAUUGGAAGCUCAAACCCAGAGUGACUACACAUCUUUGUAGUCUAACCACUGGCAAAAUAUAUCAACAAAAUGUGGCAUGUGGCACAAAGAAAUUCAGCUGAUCACACCCAUCCUGAUGGUUUUCUAUGCUUUAGAGAGAAUCAUAGAUUUAAACACUUUUCCAUUGCAUCCUUCAGCUUCCCGUGUAUUACAGUGGUGAUAUUAUCUUUGAAAGUAGGCUCCUCACAUUACAGGGGUACAAAAAACAUGUAUGGGAAUUGUAUUUUCUGUUUCUCUUUUUCACACUCUGAAUUCUUUGUAUAAAUAAGAAUUAUCCUGGGCACAAUUCGUUUGAAUAUAAAACCAACAUGCAAAAGAAACCAACCAAACAAACAAACAACAUGCAUUCCUUUGUUUCUGUAAAAAACACCCAAAAAUAUAUGUCAAUGGGAUACAAAGAAAGUCUCAUUUACACAAUCAGUAAUGAGGCUAAGAGUUAGCUAACAUGUGGCUGAUGUGCCUAGGUAACUUCCUGUUUCUAUUCAAAACUGCUGCUUUAUAUAUUCAGAUACUUUUUUUUCAAAUAUGAAAUUUUAGUAGUCUCAGGAAAUUAUUCUCCCUGUCAUUUUAUGUGUCCAUGUGUAUUUUGUGUUUGGAUUGUUUAUAUCAUGCCAUUCUAUAAAACGUUAUUUCAAACCAAAAAGAAACAAAAAGAUAAAAUUGCACAUGUCCAAAUUUGCACACACACCCCCUUUUUCAUUUUACCUAAGAAUUGUUUUCAAAAAUCCAGUCUUGGGAAGGAGGGAGGGGGCAUCAACAGGUAAGCAGCAUUAGUUGUAUGAAAAAUAAAACAAACAAAAAUAUGUGUUCAAAAUACACAGAUAUCAAAUCCAAAUUGGUCAACAAUACAUGUUGUAGGAUUUUAAUCUCAUUUAGAAUGAUAAUCCUUUUUUUUAGAUGAAGUUAUUUUUCUUUGAAUUCCGAUUUACCAAACAGUUAUUUAUAUGUUUCAAUUUUUCCUUUUUACUUUAAUUGCCAAGACUUAUCCUGCACAUUUGGAAACAAACUAAUCCACAUUCCAAAUGAGAUAAACACCUUCUCAUGCAAACUCUAGUCAUGUGGUCAGUGGAUGAUCAGGUAUAAAAGGCAAUCAUUUUAGCAAUAAGAAGGUAUGGACAGGGGACAUAAAGUGUGUAUAGAAAUUGUAGGCUCCGAAUGAAGAGCUGUUUUGGAAGGACAACAAAAUCCAGACUGUGUGAACUAAAGGUAAUACUGGUAGAUGCUGAUAACAAUUUGUCUUUGAAUGCUGAUGUGUCUUGUAUAUAACAAAUGAAACAACAUUCUAAAGAAAAGAAAAUCCUCUACCUAACUCUUGAGCUGGCCAGGAUUAGUUUGUUUCCUUGGCAAAGUUCAACAAUUCAGAAUAUUGUCUCAUACUUUACUUGAAUUAAUUCUUCUUGUGACUUCAGCAGAUCUGCCAUCCUUGAAAGCAUGACUCCCUUUCACCUCUUUUCUAAUGAAAAAUCACCUGACAUUAAAAGUGUGCUCCUGCUCUCAUUAGAGAGGAAGGCUAAGAGCUGGAAGGCUAAGAGCUGAAGAAGGCUGAAUGGAGCAGGAAAUUCACAUUAUUUCACUAUGGCAACAAAAUACAUUGACCCCAUCACAAAACUGCUUCAAAAUUAUUUUCAGUUCAUGUAUAACCAAAACUAUUUCUGAGUUUGGGUUUUUUAAAAAUAUUUAAAUAAUUGAGAUGUCUCUUCUAUGGCUAUGUAACAUUUACAAUGACCUAAAACCCUCAUUAAUGAAAAGUGGAAUUUGAUUUAAAUAGAACUCUUGCAGUCUUCUCUGUGAUUGAAGAGAAGUUUCAGUGGGCUGUCUAGACAGAUGAUGAUGUUAACAGAUUAAAAUACAUUUGACAAUCCAGCCUCACUCCUGAUCUGAGUGCACGAACCCACUGCUGAUGAGCUGUUAUGCAGAGAGAAAGUCUUAAGUGUUCCAGUGAUGUGUUUUUUAUAUGAUUUAAAAUUGAACAAAGGGAUAACAUUCAUGUAUAUGUAUAAUAACAUUCAGCACACUUGAGGAAUCACACAUUGCAAAACAGUAUGGCAAGUCAUUGAAUCUUGAUCUAUUCUCUUUGACCUGGAUCAGCCAUAAAGAACAGGAUUUUACCUUUCAUGCUGUUAUGGCUGGCAAGCUUCACAGUUGUGAGUUCACUGGGACUGACAGCUUCUCACUUCAAUCUGAGGAAUUGACAACAUUUAAACAAGUUUAUUGAUUCUGUACCCUAUACCUUUUCUGUAGCAACGUUAUAAUGAGAUUUCAUUAAUGAGUAAAUUUGUUUUACAAAUAAAUAGUAUCCACGAUGGCAUUGGAAGACAGUUAGGUAUGACUCAAGAUUAGCAUUUACCAAACACUUUAAAAGAUGACAUUGGUCCCUUAAUCUAAACACUCUUAGUAUUGGCUGUUCUUUGUGGAUUAUGUGUUCAAGGAAAUACAAAACUCAACCCUAAACCCACAAGUGGCCUCGGAGAUCUUUUACAAUGUGAGGAGUUCAUGCUAGAUUAAUGAUUUCUUUUAUGUUUGGUUUUAACCCCAGCAUAUAGAUGCUAUCAAAAAACAACAACAACAAAAGAACAAUCAAACAAGAUAGGUGACCUCUUAAUAUUCAUCUCUUUAUAUCUCUGGGUGGGAAAAUAAUAUAUAAAGAAAAGUUUCUUCCGCACAGGAAGCUUAUGGAAUUGAGCUUGGACUCAAGAAAGAACCACAAGGCCACUGAAUCACAGCUGAGUUUUUCCUAAAACGGUCCCAUUUUCUGAGUUUUGCAGAAAUAUUAUCACUCUCAUUUUCUGAAGGGCUAAUUUUCUAUUUUGUGUAUCUGGUUUUUUUUCUUCAAAAGAAUUAGGCCUUAGGCACUGUUCUCUUUCAUUAAUAUUUCACCCUGAGGGUGGAAGAAGAACUAAUUGGAAAUAAAAUUCAAAUUAAUCAAAUAAAAUUCAAAUUAAUACUACUUCCUAAGUACUGAUUUAAUGAAAGUUGAAGCCAUUAAGAAAACUCAUGUCAGUUAAUUAUAGACCCAGGAUUUUGAUAAUCCAUAAUAUCCUUUUACCAUUCACUGCAAACAAUUGACAGUUGGCUGUAUUCUUGCACAAUAUAAAGGAAAAUACUGUGGCCAGGAUUGGGCUUCCCUCAGAAGAAAGCUGUUUUGGUUUCAUUCACUCUACUGAAAGCUAAACCAGUUGAAAAAAUAAACAGUUUCUGUUAUGAGAAUAUAAUAGUAGCUCUUGGUUAAAUGUACAUUCUUAUUCCUUUCUUUCAGUUUGACGAAAAACUACAUUAUUUUUGUUAUAUUUUGACUGUGUUACUGUAUCAAGGCUGAAUGACUUUGACACUCCAGUGGAAAUUCUUCUGAUAACAUUUUGAAUAAAUUCAAAGUGUAACAUGAGUGUUACAAUUUGUAUUUAAAUCCUCUGGUCUUAGAUUUUUUAAAAAGAUGCUCUGUCCUCCUCCCCAAAAUGUGUUAUUUCAUCAUAUAUAUAAAAACAAGGAAUUAUUUCAUACCUUUCAGGAACUGUAAAAACUAUUUCAAAGAGAUACUUGAAAAAAAAAAGUUCCCCAUUCUGCAAAUAAAUGCUUCUGUUUACUUACAAUAUAAUUGGAAUCUUAAUUUUAAAAAUAUCUGUAAAAGUACUUGUUAUGAGAUACUGAGUUUCUAAGAAAAAUGGGACGCUGCUUCUUUUAAAACCCUUAUUUCAGGCCAUACUCAACUUCAUGGAACUUCUGAAACAUCCCUCAAUUUUAAAUUUUAUUUAAAAGCAUUUUUGUAUUGCUGUCUCUGUCAUGAAAAGUUCUGUAAUACUAAGGUGUUUCGGGUUUUAUUUUACUUUUUUUCAUCUGUAUCACAGUCAAAUUAGAUACUGUUUCCCUUAUUUCUUGGGCUUUCUGUAGAUCAGUGGAUCUUAGGUUUAAAUUUGUUUUCUUUGAUGAAGCUUUCAAUAAAAAAUGAAAAUAAAAUCAA
Messenger RNA from Heterocephalus glaber (naked mole-rat), 9030 nucleotides. The record is from RefSeq and is a predicted model, not a curated record. Lineage: Eukaryota; Metazoa; Chordata; Mammalia; Rodentia; Bathyergidae.